AUGUUGACUUUAGAAGUAGAGCCGGGUUCUCGCAAUAGGAUCCUUGAGGAAGACACCAACUCAGAUUCUAGCCUAUCAAUUAUUUCCCAAGGCACUAAGCUUCUUAGUUGUAUAUCUAUGAGGGAUCCCAAUGUGUCCACCCCAAAUGAUACGCUCUUCGACAUCGAUUUUCUCGAUGAUACCAGUGUCACUCCAAAUAACGGGCCACAGGCUCCAUUUGACCGGCCAAGUCACGAUUUUCUGGACCUCGACGAAGAAAUAACACAUCCCACGGAAGGCAGAAGAGCUGAUGGCUUGCUGCGUGGAUCGCACGACGUAUUCUCGGACAAUAACGAUGAUAGUAUAGAAAAUGACAUUGUGGAAAAUCCAUUUUCGGACCGGCAAAGGGAAACAUUUAUGGCUGGUCACGAUGAUCAAUUGAAUCGUUUUACGCUAAGCCAACCUUCGAGGGCUCAAAGAAUUUUCCGGUCUCUUAAGACCGGCAUUGGUCUUGGUGCCAAACAGGACCAACAAUAUCAAAGUUUCGAAAUGCAGACUCUCGGCGAUACCAGGCAUGAAAAUGGAUAUGCGAAAUCGCGUAAUAAGUUUGACAUGAAGAUUCUGUUCAACAAGUACAUUAUGCGUAAAAACAUCGCAAAUCCAGAUGACAGAAUGACGUUUCGUUCGAUUAGCAUUAACGAUGAAAACCUACAUGCCAACUCUGGAUUUGGAGACAAUCACAUCUCAACCACCAAAUACAAUGCAGCGACUUUUUUACCUAAGUUUCUAUUUCAGGAGUUCUCAAAGUACGCCAAUUUGUUUUUCCUUUUCACAUCGGCUAUUCAACAGGUUCCUAAUGUUACGCCGACGAAUAGAUUCACUACAAUUGGUACGUUAUUGAUAGUAUUGAUUGUAUCCGCAAUCAAAGAAUCCGUCGAGGACAUUAAAAGAGCUAACUCUGACAAGGAACUCAACUAUUCGAGGGCAGAAGUUUUCAGUCAAGAAAUGCAAGAUUUCACUUCAAGGAAGUGGGUAGAUAUAUCUGUCGGAGAUAUCAUAAGAGUCAAAUCAGAAGAAGCCAUACCUGCAGAUAUCGUGCUUCUUUCUUCCUCAGAACCAGAAGGGCUUUGUUAUAUUGAGACUGCCAAUCUGGACGGUGAGACUAAUUUGAAAAUCAAGCAGGCUCGCGUCGAGACUUCUAAAUUGAUGGAUAGCAGAGAUCUUGCCCAGUUUUCAGGAAAAAUCGAGUCCGAACAGCCUAACUCCAGUUUAUAUACCUAUGAGGGAACGCUUACAUUUGGUGGGAAAAGAAUUCCCCUGAGCCCUGAACAGAUGAUCUUGAGAGGCGCAACACUUAGGAACACUGCUUGGAUCUACGGCAUUGUCAUUUUCACUGGUCAUGAAACCAAGCUGAUGCGCAACGCGACAGCAACACCUAUCAAGCGGACUGCAGUUGAGAGGGUGAUUAAUUUACAAAUUGUUGCCCUUUUCGGUGUUUUAAUUACACUUGCACUGAUUUCCUCCAUUGGUAACGUUAUUAUGGUGUCGACCGACGCAGAUCAUCUUUCUUAUCUUUAUUUGGGUGGGACAAACAAGGCGGCCCUUUUCUUCAAGGAUCUGUUAACUUAUUGGAUUUUAUUCUCAAAUUUGGUGCCAAUUUCGCUAUUUGUGACCGUGGAGAUGAUUAAAUAUUAUCAGGCCUACAUGAUUGCAUCAGAUCUAGAUCUUUAUGAUGAGCAAACUGAUACGCCGACUAUAGUGAGAACCUCGUCAUUAGUCGAGGAGUUGGGACAGAUCGAAUACAUUUUUAGCGAUAAGACCGGAACUUUAACGAGAAAUGUUAUGGAGUUUAAGUCAUGUUCAAUUGCAGGUCGAUCUUACAUCGAAGCGGUCCCCGAGGAUAAAGGUGCCACAAUCGAGGACGGUAUUGAAGUUGGUUAUCGAAAAUUCGAUGAAAUGAAGCAAAAGCUAGAAGAUCUGCAUGAUCCUGAAUCCAAAGUAAUCUCAAACUUCUUGACGCUCCUAGCUACUUGUCACACGGUCAUACCAGAAUUUCAAGAUGAUGGUUCAAUAAAGUACCAGGCUGCGUCGCCAGAUCCCCUGUGUGCCUUGGUGGAGGGCGCUGCAAUGCUGGGUUACAAAUUUGUGAUUCGUAAACCAAAUUCUGUCACAAUUGAUAUCGAGCAGACGCACUCGCAACUCGAAUACCAGCUAUUGAACAUCUGUGAGUUCAAUUCUACGAGAAAGCGCAUGAGCGCAAUUUUCAGGAUGCCGGAUAAUAGUAUCAAGCUUUUUUGCAAGGGAGCAGAUAGUGUGAUCUUGGAGAGGCUAGACAAGGAAAAUAACCCUUACACGGAUGCGACUUUAAGGCACCUUGAAGAUUACGCCUCGGAGGGCUUACGGACAUUAUGCAUUGCGAUGAAAGACAUCCGUGAAGAAGAUUAUUUGAGCUGGGCACUAAAAUAUGAAGGGGCCUCCACUACGUUAGAAAACAGAAACCAAAAGCUCGAUGAUGUUGCUGAGCUCAUCGAACAGGAUUUAACUUUAAUUGGCGCAACCGCUAUUGAAGAUAAACUCCAAGAUGGUGUUCCUGACACAAUUCAUACUCUACAAGAGGCGGGAAUAAAAGUUUGGGUUUUGACAGGGGAUAGGCAAGAAACUGCCAUUAAUAUUGGGAUGAGUUGUCAUCUUCUAAGUGAGGACAUGAACCUUUUAAUAAUAAAUGAAGACAACGUCAAAGAUACUCAUAAAAAUCUAAGAGAAAAGUUGAAAGCUAUCAAUGAUCAUCAAAUUUCCCAACAGGACAUAAACAAUUUAGCCCUUGUGAUUGACGGUAAAUCUCUGGGCUUUAUUCUCGGAACUGAAUUGGAAGAGAGCCUCUUAGAGAUAGGUACUCUGUGCAAGGCCGUGAUCUGUUGUAGAGUUUCCCCUCUCCAAAAAGCCCUAGUGGUAAAAAUGGUAAAAAACAGAUCGAAGUCACUACUUCUAGCCAUUGGCGAUGGAGCCAACGACGUGAGUAUGAUUCAAGCUGCACAUGUUGGCAUUGGAAUUAGUGGGAUGGAAGGUAUGCAGGCGGCGCGCUCAGCGGAUUUUGCGGUGGCUCAAUUCAAAUUCUUGAAAAAGCUUUUACUCGUUCAUGGUUCAUGGUCUUACCAGCGCAUCUCGCAAGCGAUCUUAUACUCAUUUUACAAGAAUAUCGCACUUUACAUGACUCAAUUCUGGUACGUUUUUGCCAAUGCCUUUUCGGGACAGUCCAUCAUGGAGUCAUGGACAAUGACCUUUUACAAUCUUCUAUUCACGGUGCUUCCACCUUUUGUUAUGGGAGUGUUUGAUCAAUUUGUUAGCAGCAGACUUCUUGACAGAUACCCGCAAUUAUACAAACUUGGUCAGAAAGGACAAUUCUUUUCGGUCACAAUCUUUUGGGGUUGGGUAAUUAAUGGGUUUUAUCACUCUGCGGUAACGUUUGUGGGUUCGAUAUUAUUUUACCGCAAUGGCAACGUUCUCAACAUGCAUGGCACUACCUCAGAUCAUUGGACUUGGGGUGUCGCUGUUUACACCGCAAGCUGUAUGACCGUCUUGGGCAAGGCAGCUUUGGUGACGAAUCAGUGGACAAAAUUCACAGCUUUUGCCAUACCUGGCUCUAUGGUAUUUUGGCUUGUGUUCUUUCCCAUUUACGCCAGCAUAUUACCGCAUGCCAAUGUUUCUAAGGAGUACUAUGGCAUAGUCCCUCACGUUUACGGAUCAGCAACCUUCUGGUUCAUGUGCUUAGUUCUGCCAGUUUUCUCCCUUCUCAGAGAUUUCAUCUGGAAGUAUUACAAGAGAACCUACACGCCAGAGCCCUACCAUGUUGUUCAAGAGAUGCAAAAGUACAAUAUCGGUGAUUAUAGACCUCGGGUCGAGCAUUUCCAGAAAGCCAUUCGUAGGGUAAGGCAAGUACAGAGAAUGAAGAAACAAAGAGGGUUUGCCUUUUCUCAAAGUGAGGAAGGAGGACAAGACAAAAUUAUAAGGAUGUAUGACACUACCCUCAAACGGGGAACUUACGGUGAGCUACAGGAUGCUUCUGCCAAUCCUUUCAAAGAUUAUUAG
Messenger RNA from Lachancea mirantina, 4065 nucleotides. NCBI's taxonomy places the organism in Eukaryota, Fungi, Ascomycota, Saccharomycetes, Saccharomycetales, Saccharomycetaceae. The record is from the annotation of a GenBank genome assembly.